AUGCCUCCCCCUCCUGAUCCCCAUCUUCAUGAACCCCAUGAGCAGAAAAGUCGUGCUCGUGUCUUGAUAUGCGCCUGGGCUUUUAUUCGUUCCCUUGCGACGCCAAAGCGGGCAAACAUCCCCCCCGUUCUUUCACAAAAAUACGCAGUAUCCUAUGGUUCGAAGGCCCAGCACCUAGAACGCCUAAGGCCGAGUGCGGGUGGAUUGUUGCUGCUCGACCUCGUCGUCAAGGUGGAUCUCAGCCGCCUCCGUAGAGGCGGCAUCGGCGUCAGCGGCCGGGACAGAGAUGACCUGGGUCUUGUUCUGACGGUCCCAGGCGGCGUUCUGAAUCUCCGAGAGGCCGACCUGGGCGCCAAAGUCGGGUGGCGGCGGGGCCUCCUCCUGGGCAGUCUCGUAGUCUCCCAUGGUCUCGUCGAACUGAAUGUCCGUGUCGUUGCCAACCUCGCGAUCAUCCGACGAGUCGGGCUGGGCGUCGUCGCUGCCGUAGCCCUCCAUGCCGAGGGAGUUGUUGGUUCCGUCCGCGGACUCCAGCGAGUUCCAGUUCCAUGGCUGCGCGGCCUGGAAUCCGUUUGCGCCGCUGGUGAAGUCCGUCAUGCCAAUGCCCUCAUCCUCGAUGCUGUUUUGGAUGUUGUCGCUGCCAACGUUGGUGCUGGAGCUGCCUUCGUAGGGCGGCAGUUCAUCAUCGCCACCGCGGGAGGAGCCCCCGACGAGACGCUGAUCUUCCCCCGAGUCGGUGUCAUCCUCCUCGUCGUCUUCGCCAGCCUUGUCGAACUUUUCAAAGAUUUGCUUGAAGCGGGGACCACCCAGGGGGCCCUCGGAACGACGGCGGUAGAAGAGCAGCACGUUGUCGUCUCGUGUCGUGGAUGUCCACUCACCAUUAUAGUUGUACCACUGGCCAUCAACAAAGUUGCGUCCAUAGGCAGUGUAGUGACCGCCGCCGAGGCCACCAAAGUGGUCGUCCACCGCGAUGAGGUCACGCGACUUGCGCUUCUGCUCCAAGGCGGGGUCUCUGAGCUUCUCCACGUCGCCAAACGUCUUCUGGCCACGGUUGUCCUCCGCAUCGCGCGACUCCUUGCCGAAAACCAAGUCCCAGGUCUCCUCGCUCCAGUCGACGACGAUGCCCUCGCCGAGGCGAACAAGCGGGCCGCCGCGAACGUUGUCCAAGGGCGACGGCUGAGGCUCGACGUCGACAACCUGGAAGGACUGCUCCUUGCUCGAGCGCAUGUCCUUGUUGCGACGCUUGCCGCCCUUCUUGCCGUACGUCUUGUUGCCCUUGUUGAACUUGCGGCGGGCGCCGCCAACUUUGUGGUUGCCUCUGCCCCGGGUAGGCUGGGUCUUGUUAGUUCCGCCCUCACAUCUUGCUUUGCCUGCACAUACCUUGAUCACUCGGACGGGCUCAUCCUCCUCCGACUCGUCUGCCAUGCGGGUCUGCUCCUCAACGGACUGCGGAGAUUGCUCUUCGCUGACGCUGUCACGCUCGCUGUCCGCACUGUUGGUGGAGUCAGGGCUGUUAGAGUCCUGCUCGGUCUCCGGGGCACGGGAUGA
Messenger RNA from Colletotrichum spaethianum, 1545 nucleotides. RefSeq lists its product as uncharacterized. Bases 1 to 1545 code for a protein of 514 amino acids. Lineage: Eukaryota; Fungi; Ascomycota; Sordariomycetes; Glomerellales; Glomerellaceae. The record is from RefSeq and is a predicted model, not a curated record. The transcript is spliced from 4 exons.